Dentiscutata heterogama is the source of this 312-nucleotide messenger RNA. The record is from the annotation of a GenBank genome assembly. Lineage: Eukaryota; Fungi; Glomeromycota; Glomeromycetes; Diversisporales; Gigasporaceae.
CUAAAAAGCAAUCUAAACCUGAAUGAAUGGGAUGACAAGGCAUUCUGGGCAAUAGCAAUGACAGCAUUUUACGGUCUAGCACAAUUAGGGGAACUCCUUCAACAACAAAGCAUGAUCAAAACAAGUUUACAGGUUGACCUCAACAAUCAACCUCCCAGACCUAUUAUUCGUCAAGGCCGAUGGACCUUGGGUAACAAAACGGUACUUCAUCAACAAGCUCAAGCAAGCCCUACCAUAAGAGGACGUUGCCGGCCACAAUUUCAGGGCCGGGGGAACAGCAGAACUGGUCAUGCGGGGUCCAACUCAUAUUAG